Molecule: messenger RNA, 1004 nt
Organism: Darwinula stevensoni
Lineage: Eukaryota; Metazoa; Arthropoda; Ostracoda; Podocopida; Darwinulidae
Source: the annotation of a GenBank genome assembly
CGUCGCUCAGGUCAAUCUUUCUCUCUUCGAGCAGGAUCGGGGGUAGAUUCGCCGGAUGGAGGUGGUGCCAUUUCUGCUCCUGCGAAGGAAACCUCUGACCCUUCAGAGUGAAAUUGACAAAUGUCAUGUGCUUUUCUCUAUCUUCACUCUCCGUUAUUUCGAUUUCAAGGAGAAGUACAAGAUGACCUCACUUCCUCGGGGUCAAGCGAUGAUCAUCAACAUAAAGGAAUUUGACGAUCCAAACCUGAAGAGGAAAGGGUCAGAAUUUGACAGGAGGGAUAUGAAGAAAUUACUUGAGAAGAAACUUCAUUUCACUGUCACAGUUAAAGAUGACCUGAGUCUCGAAGAAAUGCAAAAGAAUCUGGACGAGUUUUCCAAGAGGCCUGAACACAAGUAUGGAGACUGUUGCGUCGUUGUCAUCAUGAGUCACGGAUACCAGGGGUCAGGUUCCGAUCCCAAGACGUCAUCUCCCUUCGUCAUUUCCUGUUCUGACGGGAAGACGCUUGAGGUUGAAUGGAUCAUCCAAAAAUUCAACACCGUUGAGUCCUUGAAGGGGAAACCCAAAGUCUUUAUCGUCCAGGCUUGUCGAGCAAAAGGAAGUCAAUCUUUUGAGCAAAUCUUUGGAGAUAUAGGAAAUCCUGGGAGAUUUGCAACAGAUACCAAUAAUUUAGGAGGUGUUACAGUUCCAACUGAUACAUUUGUCGCCAUUUCCACUUCUCCAUAUAAUGUCAGCUACAGGGAUGAGGAAGAAGGAACGCUCUUUAUUCAGACCAUCUGCAGCGUCUUCAAUGAGUUCGCCGGCGAAAUGGACUUCGUUGGCCUGAUGAGAAAGGUUCAUGAUGAAGUGGAUAAACUGGCUGGUGAAGGAAACGUGGAACAGAGCCCGGAACUGUCGAUUAGGGGAAAGAGCAAGGUUUUGUACUUCAAUCCUUGAAACGUCAAAUGCUAAAAUAAAAAUGUCUCCACUCCAGUUGGAAAACAUUAGAAAUAAAUGUCAAUCGUGC